CGAAUUUCCUUGGGAAUGGACGUGCGCUGUAGGGGUAGCGCGGGAUUCAGGGUCGAAAUUGCACGGUGGUUGAAAAGCAACGGACACCAGUCGAGGACAGGCGGUCUCGCGUUUAAGUGGUCCAUCAAUUCCAUGUCGCCUUUGGUUCUGUUCUUUCAUUACGGAGUUCUGGCCAUCAUUUUCGGGAACGGUUUUGGGGAUGAACACGAAUACAGACUGACGAAGUAUCUGCUGGAUGGGUACGACGCCGGUGUACGUCCAGCUAAAAAUUCCUCGCAACCCCUGGCAGUUGUCUUUGGCCUCUCUCUUCAUCACAUAAUCGACGUGGACGAGAAGAACCAGAUACUGACGACUAACUGUUGGGUGACACAGAUCUGGACGGACCAUCAUCUGAAAUGGAACGCCUCGGAAUUCGCUGGAAUCCGAGUGAUCCGCGUUCCUUACAACCGCGUGUGGAGACCAGACACGAUCCUGUACAACAACGCCGAUCCACAGUACAGCUCGGCAGUCAUCAAUACGAACGUGAUAGUCAGUCACACGGGAGAGGUGGUGUGGCUGAGCCAUGGUAUCUUCCGCAGCAGCUGCGACAUCGACGUCGAGUUCUUCCCGUUCGACGAGCAACGGUGCGUCCUGAAAUGGGCCUCCUGGACGUACGAUGGAUACCAACUGGAGCUGGAGAGGCAGAGCGAGCAAGGAGACGUGAGCAAUUACCAGGCAAACGGUGAAUUCGACCUGAUCGAUUUCUCCGCGAGAAGAAACGUCGAGUAUUAUUCCUGUUGUCCAGAGCCGUAUCCGGACAUCACCUACGAGAUACGGCUGCGACGCCGACCCAUGUUCUACUUCUUCAACUUGAUCCUGCCGUGUAUACUCAUCAACAGCGUCGCCCUGUUGGUAUUCUACGUGCCGUCGGAAUCGGGGGAGAAAGUCACCCUCGGGAUUUCCGCGCUCCUCUCUAUGACGGUCUUCCUGAUGACUAUUCGCGAGACACUGCCGCCCACGGAGAAAACACCGUUGAUAAGUCUCUAUUACGGAGUCAGUAUAUGCCUGGUGUCAUUCGCAUCGGGAUUAACGGUGGUCACCUUGAAUCUUCAUCAUCGCGGUGUUCAAGGGACCAGAGUGCCAGGUAUCGUCCGAUCGUUGGUGUUGGACAAGCUAGCCAGGAUAGUGUUCCUCAACUUCCAGGAGGAAAAGAGAUCGGAACCGGUCGAACCGCCCAGAAGAAAAAACAAUUGUCCACUGCACUGCAAACCGGAACUGGCCCAGUCGCAAUCCUCGCCCAAGUUCAUGACUAGAAGGGAGGAGAGUAACAGCGGCAGCCCUAGUUUAGAUCUUGGAAAAGACGGUAGCCUUGAAGCUCAAUGGUCACGCGUGCUAGGAAGAGUACACGCGACGAUCGAGAGGAACGAGAAACGACUGGCGGAGCAGGAUCGUCGGGAACGAAUGGAAUUAGAUUGGAAACACGUUGCGCUGGUCAGUGAUCGAGCGCUCCUCUGCGUCUUCUUCCUGACAACGAUCGUCAGCACCACCGUCAUUCUUUGUGGUUCUCCGUCAAACACGAACAUCGCCAAAGAGGGCUGAGGACGAUGGUGGGGAAUGGAGUU
Molecule: messenger RNA, 1601 nt
Organism: Eufriesea mexicana
Lineage: Eukaryota; Metazoa; Arthropoda; Insecta; Hymenoptera; Apidae
Product: neuronal acetylcholine receptor subunit alpha-10
Biological process (GO): monoatomic ion transmembrane transport
Cellular component (GO): postsynaptic membrane
Molecular function (GO): transmembrane signaling receptor activity; acetylcholine-gated monoatomic cation-selective channel activity
Source: RefSeq, a predicted model, not a curated record